This is a messenger RNA of Cyclopterus lumpus (lumpfish), 593 nucleotides long. It is a transcript of the gene ncbp2as2, whose product is annotated as protein NCBP2AS2. NCBI's taxonomy places the organism in Eukaryota, Metazoa, Chordata, Actinopteri, Perciformes, Cyclopteridae. The coding region runs from base 269 to 574 and encodes 101 amino acids. The record is from RefSeq and is a predicted model, not a curated record. The transcript has 2 exons.
CCGCCUGGUGUUACCAGCAAAGACGUCCGGAACAUCGUUUGCCACAUUGCGGAAGUUAGCUUCAGAUUCGUGGAUCCCGCUCAACUAUUUAUGGGGGACUUAAAGAGACGUAACCUGAAACUAACUUCGGACUCGCGUUACAGUGUGUUAUGAAGUCACCUAGCUAGCUGCAUCAACCCGACCGAGAGUUCACCGGUUCAGCUGAAGGUCACGGGAGAGUGACGGGGGGCAGCUCACGUGUCAAGGUGCUCUGAAAACACCCGACAACAUGCUCGCUCGCAUGCUACUUAACCUCCUCAACAACCUCCAGGUCGUUGAGAAGUUGGCAGAGUCUCGUCCGAUUCGCCGGGCGGCCCAGAUCACAGCCUACUUCAUCACCAAGGCUCAGAUAGCCGGCCGGGACACCUCGAAGCGGGUCAUGCGUUCACAGACGCUGCGGCAGGUGCGGGACGAGGUUGGCAAAGCCCCCGGGGACCUGGGAGAGCUGGGCAGCCGCCUGAAGAGAGUCAGAGAGACCUUUGUGAAUGAAGUGAAGGAGGGAUGGAAGGACGGCUCCAGGCAGAUCAAGAAGUAAAUAAAGGAAGGGCUGGCUA